AUGUCCUACCGAAUCCAGGGUGACCUCAAGCUCCUUCGCGUUGUCGCCUGCCUCAAGUUUGGGGAACUUGAAUCCAGAGUGAAAUUCAUUGAAGAGAAGCAGACCGGCUUCCCGUGGAACUCUGGAACUCCUGAGUGUUACGACGAGACUGGCAGCAACCUUGGGCAACUAGACAUUCUGGCGGUCGAGCAGUCGCCUCUCCUCCAGACCAGCACCCGAUACCCCGAGAUCAAUGCCAAGAGCGAGAAUGCCUUUGGACUGGAAAACUACGAUUUCGACCCCAUCGCGACCGGCUUGCUGGAGGAGCUUGAGGCAAAGGCGGCCGGCAACGCCGAGCGUUUUACGAAGCUGCAAGGCGACAUGAAGAGCUUGCUUACAAUUUAUGAAGUGCUGCUUUCGGACACGGGAUACCUCGUGGGUGGGAACCUUUCGGCUCCCGACCUCUUCCACAUCCCGGUCAUUUACGCCUUGAAGAAGGAUUUCAAGAAUGUCGAGACGUGGUGGAACACCCUGGCCGGCUUGGGUGACACUCUGAAGAUCACCCAGUGGAAUUGA
This is a messenger RNA of Trichosporon asahii var. asahii CBS 2479, 555 nucleotides long. RefSeq lists its product as uncharacterized. The transcript has 5 exons. Lineage: Eukaryota; Fungi; Basidiomycota; Tremellomycetes; Trichosporonales; Trichosporonaceae. The record is from RefSeq and is a predicted model, not a curated record. Bases 1 to 555 code for a protein of 184 amino acids.